This is a messenger RNA of Selaginella moellendorffii, 417 nucleotides long. RefSeq names its product protein SELF-PRUNING-like. The record is from RefSeq and is a predicted model, not a curated record. Bases 1 to 417 code for a protein of 138 amino acids. NCBI's taxonomy places the organism in Eukaryota, Viridiplantae, Streptophyta, Lycopodiopsida, Selaginellales, Selaginellaceae. The transcript has 3 exons.
AUGGGGCCGCAAAGAUCAGAAUGGACUAAGUCCAGAAGUCCAAGUGCUCGAUGCUUACUCGAAAGGCAGUUUUCGCCGGCUGAAGUUCUUCUACAGCCCAAGGUGAGCAUCACGAAUGCUGGGAAUAGAGACCUUUUUAUGCUUGUAAUGGUGGAUCCUGAUCCUCCCGGUCCACAAAUUCCCAUCUUGAGGAACAUUCUGCACUGGAUUGUAGUUAAUAUCCCAGCUCAAUCUACCAGUAAGCUCUCAUUCCAAAAGAAAUCAGGACCGCUUGAGUACAUUUAUAAUGAAUUUGCAGAUGCAUCAGAGCAAGGAGACCAUCUUGCCCCUUACUUAUCUCCUACACCAGUUCAGGGAGUCCACCGUUAUUAUUUUCUUCUCUUCAGACAGAUGGAGUCUUCUUCACCUCCAGAGUGA